This is a messenger RNA of Neopsephotus bourkii (Bourke's parrot), 1729 nucleotides long. RefSeq names its product PTEN induced kinase 1 (gene PINK1). Gene Ontology annotation, molecular function: ATP binding; protein serine/threonine kinase activity. The record is from RefSeq and is a predicted model, not a curated record. The transcript has 8 exons. Lineage: Eukaryota; Metazoa; Chordata; Aves; Psittaciformes; Psittacidae. Gene Ontology annotation, biological process: regulation of apoptotic process; positive regulation of mitochondrial fission; autophagy of mitochondrion. Bases 4 to 1707 code for a protein of 567 amino acids. Gene Ontology annotation, cellular component: mitochondrion.
GCCAUGGCGGUUCGCCUUCUGGUCGCCCGGGCCCUGCGGCUGCUCCCCCGCUGCCGCCUGCGCUGCGCCCCGCGCCCGGACCCGCGCCCCGAGCCCCGCUCCGUUCCUUCCCCUUUCCCUUCCCCGUCCCCUUCCCCAUGGCGGCCGUGGCUCUCCUGGCUCCCCGCCGCCCGCCGCCUGCUGCUGCCCGGCCCGGCCCGCGGGCUGGCGGCCUCGGCGCUGCGGGGCCGCGGCGGGGCCUGCCUGGCGCUGGCCAUGGCGCUGGGGCUGGUGGAGCCGCGUCUGGAGGAGCAGCGGCGGGCGGAGGCGGCCUGCAGGCACAUCCAGACCGUGUUUGUUGGGAAGAACAAGCCACAGAAAGAUGCCCUGAGCUGCUUCCGCUGGCAGGGCUUCAAGCUGGAGGAGUAUCUCAUCGGCCAACCCAUCGGGAAGGGCUGCAGUGCCGCGGUGUAUGAAGCAGCUAUGCCUUUCUCCCGCCGUGGUGAGGGCUGUGUGGAGAGCAGGCACCCUGCAGGGCAUGGCUCAGCUUCACAGGCAGCAGAAGAGGAGCCCGUAGUGAAACAGCAACCGAAGGAGGCUUUUCCAUUAGCUAUCAAAAUGAUGUGGAACAUUUCGGCUGGUUCCUCCAGCGAAGCCAUCCUUGAUGCUAUGGGCCGAGAGCUUGUUCCAGCCACAGGGGUUGCCUUAGCCGGAGAGUACGGAGCCAUCCCUGGCCGCAGGAAACCCAUCCUUGGAAGGAAGAAGUUGCAACCUCAUCCCAAUAUAAUCCAGGUGAUCCGAGCAUUCACCUCCUCUGUCCCUUUGCUGCCUGGAGCCUUUGCAGACUAUCCUGAUGUUCUUCCAUUAAGCCUGAAUCCCAGAGGGAUUGGUCACAGCCGCACGCUCUUCCUGGUGAUGAAGAAUUAUCCCUGCACUCUGCGCCAGUAUCUGGGGGAGAACAGCCCAGAUGUUCGUCUCUCCACGAUGAUGAUCUUACAGCUCUUGGAAGGUGUGGACCAUCUUGUUCGCCAUGGAAUAGCACACAGAGACCUGAAGUCUGACAACAUCCUGGUUGAAUUUGAUUCUGCUGGCUGCCCCUGGCUGGUGAUCACAGACUUUGGUUGCUGUUUGGCAGAUGAAAACAUCGGCUUGAGACUGCCUUUCACCAGCUCUUACGUGGAUCGGGGCGGCAAUGGCUGUCUUAUGGCACCCGAGGUGAUCACAGCCUCGCCUGGUCCAGGCACAGUGAUCAACUACAGCAAAUCUGAUGCUUGGGCUGUUGGAGCCAUCGCCUAUGAAAUCCUUGGCCUGGCCAAUCCUUUCUACGGCCAUGGGGCCUCGGCUCUGGAAAGCAGAAGCUACCAUGAAGAUCAGCUCCCCAGCCUGCCCGACCAUGUGCCCCUCGAGGUGAAGCAAGUGAUAAAGAUGCUGCUUCGGAGGGAUCCCAACAAGAGACUCUCUGCCAGGGUUGCUGCCAACGUGCUUCACUUGAGCCUCUGGGGUGGAAGCAUCCUGGCGAGCCAGGCCCUGGAACCCGACCAGAUGGUCACCUGGCUCCUGUGCCAGUCUGCAGGCGCCCUGCUCACGGAGGGGCUGGUGGGGGAGAGCCUGGUGGAACCCAAGAUGAAGAUGUGCUUUCUGGCAAACCUCGAGUACGAAGAGCUCUGGGCAGCCGCAUUCCUGCUGCUGGCCUGGAGGAGCCGCUCUGAGCACAGCACAAGCCCAUGAUAAACGGUUCUCUAUGGGCACA